Messenger RNA from Brachypodium distachyon (stiff brome), 2808 nucleotides. RefSeq lists its product as uncharacterized. Gene Ontology annotation, biological process: protein K48-linked deubiquitination. The coding region runs from base 1 to 2208 and encodes 735 amino acids. The transcript has 6 exons. The record is from RefSeq and is a predicted model, not a curated record. Lineage: Eukaryota; Viridiplantae; Streptophyta; Magnoliopsida; Poales; Poaceae. Gene Ontology annotation, cellular component: cytosol; cell periphery. Gene Ontology annotation, molecular function: cysteine-type carboxypeptidase activity; cysteine-type deubiquitinase activity; K48-linked deubiquitinase activity.
AUGCCCGUGGAUCCCAGGACCGUCAGCGUCGUGGCGCCCGGCGACUGCCUGCUCGCCAACGGCCAGGCCAUCCGCCGCGACGGCAACGUCUCCUUCGUCUACUCCAGCUUCGUCCGCAACGAGCUCUACGUCAAGAACGCCACCUGCAAUGGGUCAAGGUUGCUGUGUGAGCUUCUGCGAUUGCCUCUGCUUCACGGCUGGGUGCUAGAUCCGCAGGACAAAAGUUAUGCUGCCCUCAGAGACUUCUCUCAUAGGGAGUUGGCGGAUUACUAUGUCGAUGGCAAAGGUGAUCAUAGGAAUGUCUGUAAGAGUUUAUUGGAAAGGAAGUUUACUUCCUAUGGAUUUAAGAUUUUGCAUGAGGAGCUGAAUGACUGUGGACUAGCACUUCUGUUUUGCCGCGACAGAUUAGAUGUUGUUUGCAAACGCUAUGAUGCUCUAUUCAUAUAUGUAGUUGAUGAGACCAUCCGCCAACAAAUCAAUCAAGCUGUCUGGAUGUUAUUUGAAGAGCACGAAGAGAACAUCAUUUACUUCAAUGACCGAUUCCUCCCUAUCAUACAUCAACCGCACAAAGACAAGGCUAUGGAAUGGUAUCGUGAACUUAUAGAGAAACUGAGAAAAGAGAAGGAACCAAAAGAAGACAAGGGGGAGGAGAGAAAAAAAUCAUCUCAACAAAGGCAAUCAGAUGAUGCGGGUGGAAGUUCUAUACCAAGUGAAGCUACUGGAAAAAGGGCUGAGGUAGGGGCCUCCCAUCACCAUCAAGACAGCACGGUGAAGAAAUCACCUCAACAAGCACACUCUGUGGCUGCUGAAAGUUCUGAAUCAACAACUGGAAUAUUAACUACUGGAAAAGGGGCAGACGCAGUGGGCUCCCAUCACAGUGAUGGCGGAGAAGUAGUGGUGCCUGAUCAAGACAGCAGGGUGAAGAAGUCACCUCAACAAGCACACUCUGCUGAUGGGGCUGCUGAAAGUCCUGAAUCAACAAUUGGAAUAUUAACUCCUGGAAAUGAAGCAGAGGUUAAGUCAGAUAAAGAAACAACAGAUGAAGAUGAAAGAGCAGCAGUGCACUCUGCUGAUGGAGCUGCUGAAAGUUGUGAAUCAAAAAUUGGAAUAUUAACUACUGGAAAUGAAGCACAGGUUAAGUCAGAUAAAGAAACACCAGAUGAAGAUGAAAGAGCGGCAGUGGGUAACAUUUCUGGAAGUCAAGAUGGUGUGCCUAAGGGUGAUGCUUCUGAUUUCUUGAACUUUUUGGAUAAGUUUAAAGACAAUGGUUGCUCGGAUCAUUACUUUGAAGGCGUCGUGGCAGCCUUUGCUUCACAGAGGCCACGGUUUUAUGUGCCAUACGAAUUUAUCAUUUCAUUUAAUGAACCACUGGCCCUGAAGAUUGAAGACAACUAUUCUGGGAUUUGUGAAGAUCUGAAGAAGGCUGUUGAUUUCUAUUUAUCAAAGAAUGGAGUGGAUUCCCCGGAUGCUGUAUUAAAAAUACUUGGCCUUCCUACUAAAAGCGUCCAAUGUUUUGUGGAUUUUGUUGAGAGCAUUGUUUUGCAUGAACAUUAUGCUGUUUUUGGUGAGAGUUCUCAAGCACUACCAUCGUAUGAUAGUAGGAGGAUGGGGUUGGGUUUCCUCAGUUGUAUUGUUGCCAAGUUCAAAACAGGCAGGUGUUGGGAUGGAAAAUGGUCCGAAGCUAACAUGAAGGUCAAGAAUGGCACUGAGUUUGUGAUUGACUUCGAAGAAGAUUGUGAGCUGAGUGCUGACAGUGGACAUCGUGAUCUAACUACAUUCUGCAAAACUGUACUUAAUCGUCUUAAGAUUGACGGACAAUUUCUUCCGCACUUUGACGAGUUAGCAGAGGAUCAUAUGUUGAUAAAUGAUUGUUUUGGAGAUCCAGAGAAGUGGCAGAGGUUUCUUGUAUUGAUUAGCUAUCCUAUGGCGCUCAAACCACCUUUGGUUCGGGCCUCAUUCAUUUGUAAUAUUUAUAUAGCGGGAGAUGCAAAUUUCUCCGGGAAACCUCCUCGAUACCGUCCAUUACACAGCUGGAGGAAUUGUGCUAAUUGGCGACUUGGAGCACAGAAGCUUCAACUGUUGUCCAAAGUCUACAAUUACCUACAUGAGAAGAGUAGAAAGUAUAAAUAUAUUUUUGACCAUUGGUCACCUACCCACCGGCAUGUUUUCAAGUUUUCAAGGCAGUUCAUCCAGCGUGCUCUUGGUUAAACUAAGGGUGAGGAUUUGAUUCAAAAAGUUGAAGAUAUAUCUGUGCUUGAUAUAUUGCUUUCCCGUACAAUUUCGAAAGCCAUUGGUAGAUCUGUGAGAUUUCUUGUGUUGAACUGUGGUGUAGAAGAAGGCAUAUUUUCUAGUGUGUGGAGGCAUUAUAUAGGAUCUGAGUAAGUACUUUUGAUAGCACUAAUCUAUUCGAUUCUUUUCUUAAAAAAUGUAUUUUAUUUUCGAGUAAAAUGCACAGUACAUACUUAAACUAUUCUGUGGUUCACAAAUAGGUACUGUUUGUCGGUCACUAGCAGCAACCACGUAGGCACCAGCAGCAUAAUGGUCAUGGCCUUUUUGCUGAAAACCCAACCGAACCUAGGCUCUCCUCAUUUCCAUAUAUGACUGAAAUAUGAAUUCACAUGUACUCAUAUAAAUGGGAUUCAGUGAAUACAAUUCACAGAUUGAGAUAGCACACAUAUAUGACUAAAAUAUGAUCCAUUUGCAUAGUUGUGGUCAUUACAGUCAAGUUGUCAUUUUCUCCAUUUCCUUUAGAUUUUCUCCUUUGAAGUGGCCUUGGAAAUUUGAGUAUAGAUGCCUAACACAGAACCU